Molecule: messenger RNA, 3902 nt
Organism: Limanda limanda (common dab)
Lineage: Eukaryota; Metazoa; Chordata; Actinopteri; Pleuronectiformes; Pleuronectidae
Gene: rfng
Product: RFNG O-fucosylpeptide 3-beta-N-acetylglucosaminyltransferase
Exons: 9
Coding region: 290-1519 (409 amino acids)
Biological process (GO): regulation of Notch signaling pathway
Cellular component (GO): membrane
Molecular function (GO): O-fucosylpeptide 3-beta-N-acetylglucosaminyltransferase activity
Source: RefSeq, a predicted model, not a curated record
AACUCGAGGCGGCUGAGUGUUUGGAUCUGUAGUUGAGAAGAAAGCUGCAGUGUAAGAAACCCCGAGUGUCGACACGACUUGCGAAUAAGUUGUUAAACGCAGAAUGAAGAAGAGGAGCUAACAACGCUGCUGGGAAGUUCAAGUCACGUCGGGAAGAAAAGCAACACAGCGUGUCGAGCAGUGGAUCCGGUGGCAUUCAUCGUUUCCCUCCGUACACACAGAGGUGUUCAAGACUCCGUGUGAGGAUGGGACAAGGUGGUGUUGGGUGUGACCGCAGCCCUGGAGGCUGAUGAACCUGCUCCAUUGGCCAGUCAGGAUGCACAUAGCUUCAGUGGGUGUCAGCAAGUUCUGCUUCCUGUUCUCUCUUGCAUUCUGUGGCCUCUUGCUUCUGUUAAUCCCGGCCUUCCAGCCCCCAGCUCGCCAGGUGGACCUGCCUCAGCCCCGACCUCAAAUCAGACCCACACAUGCACACUUAUCACUUCAUACCAGGGUACCAGCAGUGUCUGUCCCUGCUGGGGGAACUGACACAGCUACAGGGCUAAAUGAAAACUCAUUGGGCCAAGGGGAAACCAUUGAGAUGGAAGUUACCGGGGGUGAUAAUUAUAGACGGGUGGAGUCCCCAAAAAGCCUUGAAAGAGGGGCUUUUCCUGCACGAAAAGCUGGUGGACCUUUAGGAGCUACAUCCCAUGACCCAUUAGAGUUGAAGGACAUUUUUAUUGCUGUGAAGACUACCAAGAAGUACCACAAGUCCCGACUGGAGCUGCUAAUUCGCACCUGGGUUUCCCAAGCUAAAGAACAUACCUUCAUGUUCACUGAUGGUGAGGACAACGAGCUACGGAUGAGAACAGGAGCCAACAUCAUCAACACAAACUGCUCAGCAGCUCACACCCGCCAGGCUUUGUGCUGCAAGAUGUCUGUGGAGUACGACAAAUUCAUUGAGUCUCAGAAAAAGUGGUUCUGCCAUGUGGAUGAUGAUAACUAUAUGAUUCUGCCCAGCUUGUUGCGGAUGCUCUCCUCCUACCACCACAGCCAGGAUGUCUACCUGGGCCGGCCUAGUCUGGAUCACCCUAUUGAAGCUUCAGAGAGAGUCAAGAGUGAUGGAUCAGUGUCGGUUAAGUUCUGGUUUGCCACGGGUGGAGCAGGUUUCUGUAUCAGCAGAGGUCUGGCACUGAAAAUGAGCCCAUGGGCCAGUUUAGGGAAUUUCAUCAGCACAGCAGAGAAGAUCCGUCUCCCAGACGACUGCACCAUCGGCUACAUCAUUGAGGCGCUGUUGGAGGUCUCCCUCACACACACACACCUCUUCCAUUCUCACCUGGAGAACUUGCAGAAGCUGCCCACUGACUCUGUCCUGGAGCAGGUGACUCUCAGCUACGGAGGUUUUGAGAACAGAAGAAAUGUGGUCAGUAUUGUUGGAGGACUUUCACUGGCUGAAGAUCCCACAAGGUUUAAGACAGUCCACUGCCAUCUGUACCCAUUUACUGACUGGUGUCCAAAGAUCAAACCUCGCCACAAAAACUGAAUGCCACAGUGUUUUAAUUGUGCAGCACUGACACUUGCUGGAGCUUUGCCUCACUCUGCCAUGUUUGGGUGAAGCCACGUGUAGCUGGGAAUACCUCACGUGUCAUGAAGUGGAUGCCUUCACCCAAAGCAGCCUCACCUCAUGCUUCAUGAAAACCCAGUGCUAUUGUGAGAAGCUUUUAAAUCGGCAGAGCUGAAUCUAACAGGUGGAACCAAAGAAGGACCUUUUCUGGCUAGUAGAGCAUGAGAGUGGAUGAAGCCAUUAGUGUCUUGAGCUACAUUUGUAAAUGAGCUUUUGAAAGUUGACUAUUAACGUAACUGUGCCCUUGUUAAUUAAGACAAUUUAUAGGUUCAUGCCACUGUGUAGAACUUUUUUUCAUUUGAUACGUGUUGUUAAAUUACUUCAUUUUAUUUACUAAGUGUUUCCUCCAAGUCAUGUGAUGUGUGUUUUAAUAAUGGUAAAUUUUCCCAUUCCUGUUGACAAGGUAUCAAUGAAGCAUAAGACAAUGUUCACUUUGCCAUUGCAGUCAGAAACCAACUUUGCAACAUGGUUUCUAAAUUGACCCAAAAUAGAAGAGGAAAUUAAAGCAUUUAAUUUAAUCCAAGUUUUAUAAAGCUCAACCUCUGAACUUCUCUUCUGUGGCUUGGAUGUUGGAAUUAUGUUCAAUGUAGCAGGUUUUUUGUACUAAUAGAUUUUCAUGCCCAUCCAAGUGCAAGCUUUCAGUUGGCCAGUCAUCUUAUGUAGCUAACCCUAACCCUGGAGAUUCCUGUAAACCUAGCCUGUCCCAGUAAAUUCUGCUAUUUGACAGGUUAAGUGAAACCACAGUGGAAGGAUCCAAGUGAUUUUUUGUGGCUCAGUGACAAAGACAUUGAUUGGAAAAGACUAAACCUUUCUCUCUUCCUAACCCUAGCAGUCUCGGUUAGCUACAGCAGCAAUUUAGUUACGGGUCACUGUGAUGCAAUACUUUCAUAGAGCAAGUUAAUACCAGGACUCUGCGGGCCAGCUUCAACAAAUCAAGUGGGAGUUUUUGUUCUGGCAGUUGUUCAGGAUGUGUUGCAUGACAGCAACCAUACAUGGGACAACCCUAAGGAGCGCCUCUACCACAGCUCAGUCCAAAUUACACUGUGUACACACACAGAUGGAAUUUCAUACCACAAAGUUUUGACUGCAUUCAGUUUUUUGGGCUCAUAGUCAUGUGAGAGUUGUACACUGCAUGAUUUCCAGCUUGUCUGCUCUGAAGUGUGAUGGCUCUGAGGUUGUAAAUAUCUAUGAUACAAUCAGGUAGAAGCCCUUGUAUGUGAAGGAGGCUACAGUGUUAUUAUGACAUACUCAGCAACAAAUCAGUUUGUGUUUUCAGGUUCAUUUCAUCUCCUUGUUCUGUUUCUGCUGAUGUGACGUGACCGCCCAAAGUCAACAUAGCAUCACUAUGGUUUCCUGUAGUGAAAAAUGAUUGAGGUACUUUAAAUGGGCCUGAGCGUGUAUUUAAGUUUUUAUUUCUCUUUCUUUCAAAUAUGAACUGCAGUUUAAUAUGAUCAGAAAUGAGACUGUGCUGUUUGGGCUGCUGUGUGUGCACAUUAUAUUCAGUCUGUUACUGUCCUGUCCCUCAUGUUCUCAGCCUAACACCUUCUCCCUGUUUCAGCCUAUUUCCUACUGGUCCCUAUCUAUGGUUUUGCACUACUUUGACUGUAUCGCUUCCUAUAAGUUACUGACUGUAGCUAAAUGUCUAAAUUAGUUAAUGUUUUUGUUGGGUCUUGUAUAUUCGUGUUGGGUCUUGUAAAUUCUUUUAUUUUUUCGUAGGUUGUAAUUGUAGCUCUGUGGUCACCUCUUUGAGAAAUGGUCAAGAGCAGGAAAGGAUAGAAACUGAACCGUGUGACUUAAAUGGGUGGAGCCAAAGAACAUCUCAACGUUUGCUAUGAAGGGUCCUCCGAGGAUGGUUGCUAAUAAUUGACUGUUUAGUCCUAACAUGAAGUUUCCUGGUUGAUGAUUAGGUAUCUGAUUAGCUAAUGCUAAAUUGAAACCCUGCUGUUGACCUACCACUGCCACAGCGAUGCUUAAGUUUUAUAAAUGGGAAAAUGAAAAUCUCUGGGGCCAUUAUAUCAGAGCUAGACCUUCUUUGGCAUACAGGUUUGUGGCCUUGACUUAAUAAACUGGUUCAUUUGGCAGCACCCACACAUGUUACACAAUCCAGCCGCAGUAUUUGUGCCUGUAAAGCGUGUCUGUUUUAAACAGGUGUCCUCCUUUUUGCACACAAGACAAAAAUCCAAAAUGCAGAGCUUGUGUGUCACUGCAGGUCAGUGAGUGAGCCUGAAGGACAGUGAUGGUUGAACUGUUUACCGCUGAUGUAUUAUUUUGUUUUAAGAAUAAAAUCUUUCUACAUUCUCAA